AUGUCGAUUCCUAAAGAAACCCGACAAAUUUUAGAGGGACUGAGUCUAGAUUCAGACUUUCUCUCGUCAGAUUCCUCGCUGAGUGACAUACCCAACGAUUUCGACCGUGAAGCUGAACCCCUGCUCGAUCCAACACACGAUUCCUCUACGAAAAGCAUAGAACUUCUAUCGCCACCGACCACAUCACCCCCUAGUACUCCACUGAAACAGACCAAUUUACUUUGGCCUGAGACUCCACGGAUUUCAAAGCCUAAACUUCCCAAGGUCUCGCCUUAUUUUCCGGCCCUUUUGGACGAUCCAGAAUCGUGUUUGCCGUUUCCACCUGUCGAUGCGCCAUUAUUUGGUCUUAUUCAAGAACAGCUUGCCCACGAUCCCUUCAGGCUCCUGAUUGCGACAAUAUUCCUCAACCGCACUCGAGGUGGGGUCGCCCUUCCUGUCUUAUUCAAAGUGUUUGCUCGUUACCCAACUACCGAUGCGAUGGCGACCGCAGACCGGACUGAGCUUGUAUCCAUGAUCCACUGUUUGGGUUUUCAGAAUCAGCGAGCAAGGAAGUGUAUUUCUAUUGCGCAAAUCUGGCAAACCAACCCUCCUGUUAAAAACAAGCGAUACCGCAAACUGCACUAUCCCCGGAAGCUAGAUGGUCGAGAUGUUGGUCCAUUCGAAUGUACCGACGACGAGGACCAUCGGGUAGCAUGGGAGAUUGCGCAUUUACCAGGUGUGGGAGCCUAUUCCUUGGACAGCUGGCGCAUAUUCUGCCGAGACGAAUUGCGUGGACUUGCGACGGACUGGAAAGGGAGUGGUGCCACUACGGACGGAUUUGUUCCCGAAUGGAAAUCCGUGCUCCCCCAAGACAAGGAACUACGCGCUUAUCUGACCUGGAUGUGGCUCAAGGAGGGCUGGAUCUGGGACCGUCACACAGGCGACUUGACCCCAGCAAGUGAAAAGAUGAUGAAGGCCGCACAGAAGGGCGGGGUGGCACACGAAGAGGAUGGUAAUUGGAUACUCGAAACGUCACCAGUGAGGAAGGCUCCAAAUGGAUUCCAAGUAGACUGA
Messenger RNA from Penicillium atrosanguineum, 1053 nucleotides. Its product is annotated as NmrA-like. The transcript has a single exon. Lineage: Eukaryota; Fungi; Ascomycota; Eurotiomycetes; Eurotiales; Aspergillaceae. Gene Ontology annotation, biological process: base-excision repair. The record is from RefSeq and is a predicted model, not a curated record. Gene Ontology annotation, molecular function: catalytic activity; DNA binding. The coding region runs from base 1 to 1053 and encodes 350 amino acids. Gene Ontology annotation, cellular component: nucleus.